This is a messenger RNA of Dendrobium catenatum, 1263 nucleotides long. RefSeq lists its product as uncharacterized. Gene Ontology annotation, molecular function: catalytic activity. The transcript has 2 exons. The record is from RefSeq and is a predicted model, not a curated record. Bases 1 to 1263 code for a protein of 420 amino acids. NCBI's taxonomy places the organism in Eukaryota, Viridiplantae, Streptophyta, Magnoliopsida, Asparagales, Orchidaceae.
AUGUCUUUACCUGCUAUAGCCGCUUGGAAUGUUAGAGGGUUUAAUAACCCUGUCAAAGCCAAGCUUUGUAAAGAUCUCAUUGCCUCUUAUAGUCUUAAAUUUCUCUGUAUUCUGGAAGCUAAAAUUCAGCACCAUGUCGCUCAUGAUCCUUGGUUUCUUCAUUCUCAUUCUUUCUUUGAGAAUGAGGAAAGCUAUGACAAUUUCUCGUGUUCUACCCCGGGUAGAAUUUGGCUUAAAUGGGACUCUUCCCAAAUUUCUUUUUAUCCUCUAUUCACCUCUUCUCAAGUUGUUCAUGGUAUUAUUGAAGCUGGUUCUCUCCCUCCCAUCUACUUGUCUGUAGUGUAUGCUGCCAAUGAGCUGGUUGAUAGGAAAGCUCUUUCGGAUAACCUCUUAGGUUUUGCUGGUACGAUGGAUCACCCAUGGAUUGUCAUGGGGGAUUUUAAUUGUUGUAGAUAUGAAGGGGAAAAAGCUGGUGGGAAUCCUUUGUCUGCUGAUAGAUUGGGGGAGCUCAACAAUUUUGUUUUUGGGUCCGGUUUACAGGACCUUGCUUCUGUGGGGUUGUUUUAUAUGUGGCAUAAUCAAAGGAGUGACAAUCCUAUUCACAUUAAGCUGGAUCGUAUGUUGGUAAAUCAUGGCUUUCUGGAUUUAUUUCCUACGGAUUUUUAUAAAGUUGAUACUCCUUGUGGUUCCGAUCACUCUCCUUUAAUUCUGUUUGCUACCCACUUGAAAAAGAAUUUCUCGAGAUUUAUGUUUAAAGCUUUUUGGACAAAUAUUGAUGCUUUUUGGGAUGAGGUUUUAAAAGCUUUUGAUAGGGGUAAAGUUUGGAACUCUGCUAACUUCAUUUCCAAUGGUAUUUUGGAGAUGAAAAGUUUUCAACAUCAGUGCAUUACGAAUAUCCAGUUAGAUCCUUUAAAUCAAGCUUUGAACCACUCUCUUAAAGAGGCUAGUGACCGAUUAGCCUCAUUACAAUCUGAUUGGGUUUCUUGGAUCUCUCAAAGGGCUAAAGCUUACUGGUUAACUCAAGGGGAGGAUGAUCUUGGUUUUCUUUAUGCCAAGAUUAGGUCCAGGAAAAACCGGAAUACUACCAAUGAGAUUGUUACUCCUUCUGGUAUGAUUUCCUCACAUGAUGAUUUGGCUCAUGCUCUUAUUUCUCAUUUUAAAGAGCUUUAUAACACCCCCUCUCCCCCUUUGGAUAAUGGGUAUGACAUCCCUGUUGGAAAUAAAAUUCCUAAUUGCCUCAUUCCUAGUCUUGUACUCCUGUGA